This is a messenger RNA of Penicillium malachiteum, 1473 nucleotides long. RefSeq names its product snoRNA-binding rRNA-processing protein ENP1. Gene Ontology annotation, biological process: rRNA processing. Bases 1 to 1473 code for a protein of 490 amino acids. The record is from RefSeq and is a predicted model, not a curated record. Gene Ontology annotation, cellular component: nucleolus; preribosome, small subunit precursor; cytoplasm. The transcript has 3 exons. Gene Ontology annotation, molecular function: snoRNA binding. NCBI's taxonomy places the organism in Eukaryota, Fungi, Ascomycota, Eurotiomycetes, Eurotiales, Aspergillaceae.
AUGCCCAAGGCAACCAGCUCCCGUGCCGCCGUGGCUCGCCGGCACAACCCCCUAGCAGAGGAUAUCUCGUCCGCGGGGCAUUUGCGCACUCAGACUAGCAAGAAGGGCAAGCGCCGAUCCCAAGAUGAUGAGGAGGGCGAGGAAGGCCAGCGCUUUAUUGAUGCGAAGAUGUCGCGGAAGAUUCUCCAGAUCGGUCAGGAAUUAGCAGAGGAGGAUGCUGCCGAACAAAAACUUGCUAUGGGUGCUGGUGCAUCCAAACCCAAUGCCGCAUUCGAAUUUGAUACUCGGUUUGAAGAGGAGGAAUUGUCGGAUGAUGAGAACUUCCAAACUGAGGAGUGGGUGGAUGAGGAGGUUGAGCAAGUGGAGGUUGAUCCUAAUGACCUUGACAUGUUCAACAAAUUCAUGGGCCAUGAAGAAGAUCCCAUUUUCCACCCCAAAGACCCUUCGUCAGCUGGUCAAACUACAAACCUUGCGGAUUUGAUUCUGGAGAAGAUCGCCGAGCACGAAGCUAGACAGGCCGGCGAGAGUGUUGGUGGACCGUUUAUUCAAGGUGGUGGAGCGGCCGAGGAUGCCGUCCAGAUUCCAGCGAAGGCCAUUGAAGUUUAUGAGAAGGUUGGAAUGAUCCUUUCGCGCUACAAGUCUGGCCCUCUCCCCAAGCCAUUCAAGAUUCUCCCUUCGGUCCCCAACUGGCCUACUCUGCUUGAUAUCACCCAACCCGAGAGAUGGACCGCCAACGCUGUCUACGCCGGUACCCGAAUUUUCAUUUCCUCCAAGCCGCACGUUGCCCAAGAGUUCAUCAACACUGUCCUGUUGGACCGUGUCCGCGAGGAGAUUCACGAGACUAAGAAGGUCAAUGUUCAUACCUACAACGCUAUGCGCAAAGCUCUUUACAAGCCUGCCUGUUUCUUCAAGGGUCUGCUCUUCCCUCUCGUUUCAAGCGGUACUUGCACCCUGCGUGAGGCUCACAUUGUCUCCUCUGUGAUUGCCCGUGUGUCUGUCCCCGUACUCCACUCUGCUGCGGCUCUUCUCCGCAUGUGUGACCUCGCUGCUGAGCAAUCCAUGCGCUCACUGGAGAGCACUGGUGCAGUAAACACUUUCAUCCGAAUCUUUUUGGAGAAGAAGUACGCUCUGCCUUACAAGGUCAUUGAUGCUCUUGUGUUCCACUUCCUGCGUUUCCGUGCUGCGGAUGGUUCCGAGGAUGUCCUGAUGGGCGAAGGUGGUUCUAAGGGCUACAAGCUCCCUGUUCUCUGGCACCAGUCUCUGUUGGUCUUUGCUCAACGGUACCGUAACGAUAUCACCGAGGAUCAGCGUGAGGCACUUCUUGAUCUGCUGUUAGUUCGGGGACACAAGGACAUUGGACCUGAGGUUCGACGAGAACUUCUGGCUGGUCGUGGCCGUGGUGUUGUUCUCCCUGAUCCAGAACGACAAAAUGCGCUUGAUGCGGGUGACGAUACCAUGGAUGUGAGCAUGUAA